GUUUGGGAUGGAAAGUAUAAUUCAAUGAAGGAUAAGGGUGCAAGUGUAAAAACAGACCCUAUUUCUCCAAUUCGAUCCAAAAGGAAGCCCUCUUUGCUACGUUCCUUGUGCCGCCGCAGCGCCGCCCAGAGGUUAUCAGUUUCUUGCAUUCUAGAAACUUCCUAGACAUGGCAGAUGGUCAUGAAACUGAUAAGAAUAUCGAGAUCUGGAAGAUCAAAAAAUUAAUCAAGGCCUUGGAAUCUGCUAGAGGUAAUGGCACAAGCAUGAUCUCUCUCAUUAUGCCACCGCGUGAUCAAGUUGCUCGAGUCACCAAGAUGUUGGCUGAUGAAUAUGGAACUGCUUCAAACAUUAAAAGUAGAGUGAAUCGACAGUCUGUGUUGGCGGCCAUUACAUCUGCUCAGCAGAGGCUGAAAUUGUACAGCAAGGUUCCUCCCAAUGGUCUGGUUUUGUAUACUGGUACCAUUGUCACUGAUGAUGGAAAGGAAAAGAAGGUGACCAUUGACUUCGAGCCUUUUAAACCCAUUAAUGUCUCACUCUAUCUUUGUGAUAACAAGUUCCAUACUGAAGCUCUGAAUGAACUUCUGGAAUCAGAUGACAAAUUUGGUUUCAUAGUUAUGGAUGGUAAUGGAACACUGUUUGGUACAUUGAGUGGAAAUACACGAGAGGUGCUUCACAAAUUCACUGUUGAUCUUCCGAAAAAGCAUGGUCGUGGAGGGCAAUCAGCACUGCGAUUUGCUCGGCUCCGCAUGGAAAAGCGUCACAACUAUGUGCGGAAAACUGCUGAACUUGCCACCCAAUUCUUCAUAAAUCCAGCUACUAGUCAGCCAAAUGUGGCUGGGUUGAUCUUGGCUGGUUCAGCUGACUUCAAAACAGAGUUAAGCCAAUCAGACAUGUUUGAUCAACGUCUUCAAGUUAAAAUUCUCAAUGUGGUUGAUGUGUCUUAUGGAGGAGAGAAUGGUUUCAAUCAGGCCAUUGAGUUGUCAGCAGAGAUUCUGUCGAAUGUGAAAUUCAUACAAGAAAAGAAAUUGAUAGGGAAAUACUUUGAAGAAAUAAGUCAGGACACAGGAAAAUAUGUUUUUGGUGUGGACGACACUUUAAAGGCUCUUGAAAUGGGAGCUGUGGAAACCUUGAUUGUGUGGGAAAAUUUGGAUAUCAAUCGCUAUGUGCUCAAGCACAGUGCUUCUGGAGAGAUUAUAAUAAAGCAUUUGAACAAGGAUCAAGAAGCUGACCAAAGCAACUUCCGGGAUCCUGCUACCAAUGCAGAACUAGAGGUGCAGGAGAAAAUUUCUCUUCUAGAGUGGUUUGCUAAUGAAUACAAGCGUUUUGGUUGCACAUUGGAGUUCGUCACGAACAAAUCUCAAGAGGGUUCGCAGUUCUGCAGGGGGUUUGGUGGCAUUGGUGGUAUCCUACGCUAUCAGUUGGACAUGAGGUCCCUGGAUGAGUUGUCUGACGACGGGGAAGCAUUUGAAGACUCCGACUAGCAAUCAGCAACCCCAUGCCCGAGCUGGCCGGGGGAAGAGAUCUUCAACUGCCAUAUUCUUUGCCAGCAAGUCACUUCAUCUUGCUCCCUUCCACAUGCUGUUAAGUUCGAGCUGCAUACAAACAAUACACUGCAUAUGCAUUUCAAGUUAUCCACCAGAAGACUCGUGACGAUGCAAAACUGUGCCUUGUUUUGCAGUUUCUGAACUUGGAGCUUCUCUCUAAUUCAGACUUUGAAAUUUGAUUGAGAAGCUUAAUUCUGGUAUAGCUAGAAUCCUAAAGUUUUAAGACUUGUCUUCCUUUUAAAGACUGAAGUUUUAUCUGUAACUCUGUUUGGGCUUGGAUACCAAAGUUUGUGUCUGCUACUAUUGCUUGUACUAUUUUAUCUCCCUUUAUUGUUGUCAAACAUUUCAAUGAUGUUUUUCUUCCUUUAAAAGAUAAGACUUUCUUUUGCA
This is a messenger RNA of Zingiber officinale, 1934 nucleotides long. RefSeq names its product eukaryotic peptide chain release factor subunit 1-3-like. The transcript is spliced from 2 exons. Gene Ontology annotation, biological process: cytoplasmic translational termination. Gene Ontology annotation, cellular component: cytosol; translation release factor complex. Lineage: Eukaryota; Viridiplantae; Streptophyta; Magnoliopsida; Zingiberales; Zingiberaceae. Gene Ontology annotation, molecular function: translation release factor activity, codon specific; sequence-specific mRNA binding. The record is from RefSeq and is a predicted model, not a curated record. The coding region runs from base 168 to 1481 and encodes 437 amino acids.